Oldenlandia corymbosa var. corymbosa is the source of this 4476-nucleotide messenger RNA. The record is from the annotation of a GenBank genome assembly. NCBI's taxonomy places the organism in Eukaryota, Viridiplantae, Streptophyta, Magnoliopsida, Gentianales, Rubiaceae.
AUGGAUGGCGGAGAUUCACGGGCGGCUCCGAAUGUGCCGCGUGUUGAGAAUUUAGAGACUGCAGCUGCUACCAAUGUAAUGAGUCAAACCUUUGACCAAAUUGUGAAGACUUUAGGGUUGGACGACCAGUGCCUUUCGGGGCCGGAAAAGGAUGAUUCCCAGCUGGACGGUGGUCUUCAUCCGGUGGGCGCCGGAGUUACUGAUGUUCCGGCGAGAAUUGUGGAAGCUCCGGCUGUAUCUGGCCAGGCCGUGAGAGUUAAUACAGUGAUGGUUGGGCAUGUUGGACAGUUAAAUGGGAAAAGAAAACGCGGCAGGCCUCCCAGAGGAACGGCGCCGGCUCCUAAGCCUCAGCCGCCGAAGCCGACUUAUGAGGACGAAGACGUCUGCUUUAUUUGCUUCGAUGGUGGCUCUCUCGUGCUGUGUGAUCGCAAGGGUUGCCCGAAGGCGUAUCACCCUGCUUGUAUUAAGCGGGAUGAGGCAUUUUUUCGAUCUAAGGCGAAAUGGAACUGUGGGUGGCAUAUAUGUAGUGUUUGUCAGAAGGCGUCCCAUUAUAUGUGCUACACAUGUACCUACUCACUGUGCAAGGGAUGCACUAAGGGUGCAGAUUAUGUGUGUGUCAGAGGGAAUAAAGGCUUUUGUACAACAUGCAUGAAAACUAUCAUGCUGAUUGAAAAGAAAGAUACCGGACAGGAAAAGGUACAAGUAGAUUUUGAUGAUAAACUGAGCUGGGAGUACCUUUUCAAAGUGUAUUGGACAUGCUUAAAAGACAGUCUUUCGCUAACAGUAGAUGAGCUAAUGCAAGCAAAAAAUCCAUGGAGGGCACAAAUGAUGGAUUAUAAGCAGCGACCACCUUUGAUUAACCACUCUUUGAAUGGAAGCAUGGUCUCUGUUUCUGUUAGGUCCUCCGAGAAUCUCGAGCUUAAUAUGCCCAAGGAACAGCAUAGGCAAUCAUCUAGUGAUCAUUCUUCUGUAUAUGGAAUUGUAGCUCCGAUUUGUGUUACGGUCUCUGAAAAUUCUGAGCUGAACAUGCCGUCUAAGCAACAGUCACCUGGUCAUAAUUAUUCUGUAAAUGAAAACAUGGUGUCUACUUCUGUCGGGCCCUCUGAAACUUCAGAGCUAAAUGUGUACAAGGAACAGCAUGUCCAGCAAGUGCCUGGUUCUAAUAAUUCUGCAAUUGAAAAGCUAAGCAGUGAUAACAGUGAAAAGUUGGCUGAAUCCAAGGAUUGGGCAUCUAAAGAGCUUCUGGAGUUUGUCUCUCAUAUGAAAAAUGGGGAUACCUCUGCGCUGUCUCCAUUUGAUGUUCAAUCUUUGAUACUGGAGUAUAUAAAGAGAAACAAUCUUCGUGAUCCUCGUCGUAAAAGCCAGAUCAUCUGUGACAUAAGGCUGAAAAAUCUUUUUGGAAAACCCCGCGUCGGUCAUAUUGAAAUGCUGAAGCUUCUUGAAUAUCACAUUCUCAUAAAAGAGGAAGGUCAGAACAACGGUUUUAUUCCAGCGGGGAUUGUUGGCAGUGUUGCAGAUAAAGUAGGAGCUGAUCAGAAUUCUAAUCUUCUGAUAGAUCAAAACAAGAAACGUAGGACUCGGAAAAAGGCUGAAGAGAGAGCACCUCAGACUAAUCUGGAUGACCUUGCUGCUAUUGAUGUUCACAACAUUAGUUUGAUUUACUUACGGCGUAAUUUGGUGGAAAGUCUUGUUGGAGGUGAUGAGAACUUCCGUGAUAAGGUGGUUGGUUCUAUUGUUCGGAUAAGAGUUUCUUCUAAUGAUCAAGGGCAAGAUAUAUAUAGGCUUGUACAAGUUGUAGGCACAACUAAAGCAGCUGAACCUUAUAAACUUGGUGAUAAGACAACGGAUUACAUGCUUGAAGUCCUGAACUUGAACAAGAAAGAGACUCUACAAAUUGAUGCUAUUUCCGACCAAGAUUUUUCUCCGGAGGAAUGCAGACGUCUUCGUCAGAGUAUAAGAUAUAAGCUUGUCAAGCUGUUCACUGUAGGCGAGAUACAAACGAAAGCUAUCGCUCUUCAGGCAGUGAAGCUUGAUGAUAUGCUCGCUGCAGAAAUAUUGCGUUUUAAUCAUCUGCGUGAUCGAGCUAACGAGAAGGGACAAUAUGUGGAGAAACUGCAGCUACUCAAAACGCCUGAGGAACGUCAGCGUAGACUAACUGAAAUUCCUGAAGUACAUGCUGACCCCAAAAUGAAUCCGGAUUGUGAAUCUGAGGAAGAUGAUGUGGGUGGCAAGGAUAAAAAUCAAAAUGAGGUUUCUAGGGCCAAGCGUCCUAAAUUUCACAAUAACAGAAGCCGGCCAAUAACUUCAAAAAGAAAAGUCGAAGAGGGGACUAAAAAGGCUCAUAAUCCAAAUGAGAAUUGGAACACAAAGCAUGAGAUUCAGGUUACUGUUAAUGGACCAGAAAGUGAGUGGAGUAAUAAAGCAAUAGGAAAAGCUUCAAAUGCUAGUGUCUCAUCAGGAGGGUUGUCUGCUAUUGGUAUUAGUGAAAUGGACAAAAUGUGGCAUUAUCGUGAUCCAAAUGGUAAAGUUCAAGGACCAUUUGCCAUGAUGCAGUUACGGAAGUGGAGUACAACUGGAUACUUCCCAGCUGACAUGAAGAUAUGGUCUAUUGAUGAGCUAAAUGAGUCCAUGCUUUUAACUGAUGCACUUGAUGGGCAGUUUUGUAAAGCUCCAUCACUGGAGAAGGUCCCCUGUUUACAAGAUACUAGUAGACCUCCUUCUAGUAAGCAUUCUUUCAAUCUUGAGCAGGCUGUUGAACAGCAGGUAAGCGGAUAUGAAACGAAGGAACUUAAAUCUGCCUUAGAUCACAGUAGUCAUAAUUCUUGUGCCCCUACAAUGCAUCACAUAACAAGUGGAGAUAGUCUGGAGUCAUCAAAUGGUCCGAUUGAUGCAAGGCAGUCUUCUGGACAAAAUUUGAGGCCUUUCUUAUUAAAUUUAGAUUUGAAUCAGAAGGACUCUAAUUCUGGCUUGGCUGCUAUAGCCACUCCUCCAAAUGAUACGGCUGAUGGUGCUGCUGAUAUGUUAGAUUUGCCAAGCCCUACUCCGAGGACAUUCCAUGAAAUUUUGGCAGGUCAAUCUAUUCAAAAGAAAGAAACAAAGUUAGAUGUCCCUGUACAGGGUUCCGUGAGAUCUGGCUUACCAACUCCCAUACGAAAGCUAAUGGAUGAAGCUCUUUCAAGUCCUGCAUCAGGAGAAAAACAAGAAAACUUACUAAGUACGACAACAAAACCAAUGGAAGUGGUCUUGCCAUGUACUUCACCAAAGCCUACUGAUGAUUAUCAGGGAGAACAGCCUGUUGAAAACAAUCAAUCAGUAUUGAAUAAAGUAUCGGUUCCAGAUGCUGGCCCUAGCUGGAGUGCUAGCCUGGGGAUUGGGGGGUCUCAGCUUCAUGAAGUAGCUCAUCAGUGGCCUGGAUACCCCCCUGCUGCGUCAAAGCCUUCUGACGAGGGAUGGGGUUCAGGUCUUGUAUCUAUGGCUUCUGUAAAACCCACCGAAAUAUUGGAUGAUCAAGUUGGUAUUCCAAAUCUAAAUAUCAAUCCACUAGUGCAUUCGUCUACUUCACAUCCUCCCUCACAUAUAUCCAGCUGGCAAGCAGGUGUCCACGAGCCAAUUGAGUUCAGCACUUUGGCGGAGGAAUCAGUGUCAGAUCUGUUGGCUGAAGUUGAUGCCAUGGAGUCUCAAAGUGGCUUGGCAUCACCUACUUCGGGAAUGAAACUUAAUGAUGAACUGAUUGAUAAUUGUAGAAAUGACUGUUUCAGCUCCAUUGAGGAGUUGAGCCCAACUCCUGAUGCUGGCAAAAGUGAUGCUGUGAGCUCUGGAGAGGUGCAGUUUCCCUCACAAUCCCCAGUUGUAGAUGAUCCAGGUGUGGAUUCUCAGGCCGAUGUAUUUGAUCCUUUGAGAAGACCUGAUGGCAAUUCUGCUACUAGUAGUGAGCGUGAAACCAGGUCUACUAAUGUUCCCCCUAAUCCAAGGGAAUCUGGUGCAAAUAUCCAUCCUCCUGAAGGAUGCACCACUAGUCAGAGCAUGACGCCAACACCAAUGACCCGGGGUCGGAAUUUGGAACCCUUGGACACUGGCUGGCCUGGAUUGCAGGCAAACAUGAAUAUGGGGUGGGCAGGUUCGCCACAAGGUUUUCCUAACAUGGGUUGGGGAGCUGCCAUGGGAGGACCAUGGGUAAAUCCAAAUUUCAAUCUUGGUGCUUAUGGUGCAGGUAUAGGGUGGGACAGCCCCCGUAGUAGAUAUGGGGCUGAGAGGUUUUCGAGCCCUAGAGACUGGGGAUACCAGGGAGGAGAAUCAGGAUACGGCAGGGGUAGGCCAAUGUGGGGCAGGCAGCCACAUGGUGGUGGUGGUGGAGGGGGUGGCAGUAGUAGCGGAGGUGGAUAUUCCAGGCCACCUCCCAAAGGACAGCGAGUUUGUAAAUUUUAUGAAAGCGGGCAUUGCAAGAAAGGAGCAUUGUGCGAUUACCUCCAUCCUUGA